Messenger RNA from Impatiens glandulifera, 1052 nucleotides. RefSeq lists its product as uncharacterized. The transcript has 6 exons. The record is from RefSeq and is a predicted model, not a curated record. The coding region runs from base 51 to 845 and encodes 264 amino acids. Gene Ontology annotation, cellular component: nucleus. Gene Ontology annotation, biological process: protein import into nucleus. NCBI's taxonomy places the organism in Eukaryota, Viridiplantae, Streptophyta, Magnoliopsida, Ericales, Balsaminaceae.
CGGUAUAAUAAAUAGACUGGCGAGCCCUAUUCUGAAAGUAGAGAGAGAAAAUGGCGCGAGACGAAGAAGGAAGACCACCAGGAAGACAUUUCAUCAAAAGCCCUAUUUUUCGUGAUUAUUCCCACUGGAAGGAGAAGCUCAGGGAGAACUGUUGCAAAAGGGUUCAUGAGCAACGUGCUAAUUUGCUUUGGAAAUUACGAUUAUCUGAAACUAAAGACAAUGAAUCUUCCACCAAUAAGGAUGUUAUCAAUCUGACAUUCCAGGAGAUAGUUGAUGAUGAGUUUAAGAAGAUAAAGAUCUUUGAAGAUGCUAAUAAGAACACAAAAGAAGCUUUAACUUGUACUUCUGGAAAAGAUGAUAUGUUAUGGGAAUAUGCUGGUCUUCAGGAAGCUUAUCAAGGAGAAUGUGAGGAUAUUUUGUUAGAAAUGCAAAGAAUUUUCUAUGAAGAACUUGAGAAAGAUGAAACAAUACCAGUUGCAGAUAAUGGGAAUGAUGGUAAAACCUGGGAGGAUGAAGAAGAUGAAUACUUAGCUCAUGCAGUAUAUGAGCAUAUGCAGUUGAAUGAUGAUCAACAGGUGGAAAACAUCACUUGGUGCCCUAUAUGUAAUCAAGGCAAACUGCGAGAAAACCCCUCUCUGAUUUCGUGUACCUUGUGUGAAUUCAAACUCAAGAGUGGUAAUGAGAUAAGUGUGGAUUUUCUUCGAGAACAAUUAGCAGAAGCACACGCAGAUCAUCUUGGGAAAGGCUGUAAGAUAAAACCCAAAUUCUGUAUUCAGACAAAAUAUGGUUUUUCUGCUUUAUAUAUGGAAUGUGAAGCUUGCACUACCUUUGAAGUAGUUGUAUAGAGAAUAUGGUGUAUGAGAAUGCCUUCCGCAUUUAGUUAAAGCGUUCUUAGCGAGAAAAUCGAAAUUGAAAUCUUAGGUUUAUAGGCAAGACUCUUGCUGAUGGUUAUUAUUUUCUGGUUGGGGAAUGUUUACAAUGGGUAAAAGUUCAAUUAAUUUCCAUGAGAAGAUGUAAUUAACUCACAUUUUCUCUAUUUAUUUGUUUUGAUA